Colletotrichum lupini is the source of this 240-nucleotide messenger RNA. RefSeq lists its product as uncharacterized. Lineage: Eukaryota; Fungi; Ascomycota; Sordariomycetes; Glomerellales; Glomerellaceae. The record is from RefSeq and is a predicted model, not a curated record. The transcript is spliced from 3 exons. The coding region runs from base 1 to 240 and encodes 79 amino acids.
AUGAACGGAGCUUUGAUUGAGGUCAAACCUAGACUCCCCUUCACCAAUCUCUUCCUCUCCCUCUUCUUCCUCUUACUUCAACGACACCAGCCCAAAGAACCCGCCGCCAUCUACCAGACUCAACCACAUCGCCCUGAAGUUCGCUUCUCUCAACGACCUAGCCCAUAUGAUCCAAAGGGGAACCAGAUUGAGACCAUGAUGAAGAACUAUGACAACCUCGAAGAUGAGCAGGCGAGCUAG